CUUAUUCCAAAUACUACUAACUAGCAUCGCCGCUUGUUCCUUUUCAAGGGUUUUGUGUUCUCCUUUGCUCCCUAUUUGAUUCUCUCUCUCUUGGUGUUUUUGUCUCUGUCUUCACCAAAAUUUCUAUCUUUAUUCACAUUCGGCAAUUGGGUUCGCUUCCAAUUUUUAUUUCGCCUUCGACCACCUUCGGAACCUUUCUUCCCUUCCUUCUUCUGCAAAUUAGGGUUUUAUUUCCAAUUGGGUAAUUUUUAAUUUGGGAAUCUCGUUUAUUCAAUUUGGAUCAAGAAAUCCGCGACAAUGCCUCCGAGAAUAGUGAAGAGAGGUGCUGCGGCAAAGAGGGCAUCGAGGGGAUCCUCAAAGGCUGCACCUGAGAACCAGCCUGAGCCUGAAACUACGGAAGUGGUUGUGAAAAAUAAUCAAGAAAAUCCGGUUGUUGAUGCUGUGGUGGAAGAGAAGCUCGUUGAUGUGGAGCAAGAACACGAGGAAGUACCAAAUGAGUCGGCUAAGGUGGAAAACACUGAAGAGGAGGUUAAGGAGUCUAUAGAUGAAUAUGAAAAAGAUGAACACUUAGAUUUUGAGGAUAAUUACCCUGAGUACGAAGCAGAGGAGUAUGGUGGUGUUGACUAUGACGAGAAGGAAAUUGAACAAGAAGAAGGUCAGGAGGAGGGAGAUGAAGUAGAGGAAGAUCCUGAAGAGAUUGUAGGUGAAGAAGAGGGUGAUACAGGUGAUGAAGAAGUUGAAUAUGUUUAUGAAGAAGUUGAGGAUGAUGAUGAUGAUGAUGAUGAGCAUGCUGUUGAAGAGUUUGAGCAUGAUGAGCAUGCACAGAAGCCUGAUGCGGAGGAAGAGGAACACCGUGAAGUUGUAAAGGAGAGGCGAAAGCGGAAGGAAUUUGAAGUAUUUGUUGGUGGCCUAGAUAAGGAUGCUACUGAGCAUGAUCUGAAAAAGGUUUUUGGUAAAGUUGGGGUAGUUACUGAAGUCCGGCUGAUGAUAAAUCCCCAGACUAAAAGGAACAAGGGAUUUGCAUUCUUGCGCUUUGAAACGGUUGAGCAAGCGAGAAGAGCUGUGGUGGAGCUAAAAAAUCCAGUGAUUAAUGGCAAACAAUGUGGUGUUACUCCAAGUCAGGACAGUGAUACUCUCUACUUAGGUAACAUAUGCAAGACAUGGAAAAAGGAAGCUUUAAAGGAGAAACUGAAACAUUAUGGAGUAGAAAAUGUGGAGGAUUUGACUUUAAUAGAAGAUGGCACUAAUGAGGGGAUGAACCGAGGAUUUGCAUUUUUGGAGUUUUCAUCUCGUUCAGAUGCUAAGGAAGCCUACAGGCGACUGCAGAAGAGAGAUGUUGCAUUUGGAGUUGAUAAGCCUGCGAAGGUUUCCUUUGCUGACUCCUUUAUUGAUCUGGGUGAUGAAAUUAUGGCACAGGUUAAAACUGUAUUUGUUGAUUCGCUGCCUCCUUCAUGGGAUGAAGUUUAUGUCCGAGAUCUUCUCAAGAAAUAUGGAGAGAUUGAAAAAAUUGAGCUUGCUAAGGACAUGCCAGCUGCUCGGAGGAAGAAUUAUGGAUUUGUUACAUUUAGUACACAUGCUGCUGCUGUGGAAUGUGCUGAUAGCAUUACUAGUGCAGGGUUAGGUGAAGGUGACAAAAAGGCAAAAGUUAGGGCUAGAUUGUCACGGCCUCUUUCAAAACCUCUUCAGAGAGGCCGUGGAAAACAUGUUAAUCAUGGGGACUUUCGUUCUGGCCGCAAUUCUGGAAGAUUGGUAAGAUCUUCACGGAGUCGACCUGCACCACGUAGUCUUCCUGCCCGUGUGGUGAGAGGAGUUGGAAGUCGUGUUCCGCCUGUUAGACCUAUUAGUGUGAGAAGUAGACGUCCUGUCACAUCCAUGCUAGAAAGAUCCAGGCCAGUGGCUCCUCCAGCUAGAAGCUAUGACAGGAGAUUGGCUGCUCCUGCAUAUCCAAAAAGUGGCAUGAAAAGAGAUUAUAGACGACGUGUGAAUCUACCACCUCCGAGAAAUAGAGUUGCUGCAGAUUAUGGCUCUAGGUUAGCCUCUCAGAGGCACACAUCUCAUAGGGAUUAUCCUGCCCGCGGCUCUAACUACCCUGAGCUGCAUAGAAGUACAUCUCGUGGUUCUGCACCAAAGAGAGGUUAUGUUGAUGAUGGCCAUGGCCAAAGAUUUGAGAGGGCUCCUCCUCCUCCUCCUCCUCCCCCCCAUCUAAGUUACCGUGAAGGACGGCCACGCGAUUAUGACACUCUAUCUGGCUCAAAACGUCCUUAUACUGAUAUAGAUGAUGUUCCUCCUCGGUAUGAUACCAGUGCUCGCCAAUCAAGAUCUCGUUUAAAUUAUGACUAUGGAGGUAGUGCUUCACAGUAUGGAGAUGCUUAUGGUGACAGACUUGGAAGAUCUAGUCUUGGAUAUAGUGGCAGCAGAAAUUCUAUUUCUAGUCAAGACUUACAUGGUACAUAUGGCAGUCGACAAGGCAUGAGUUAUGGCGGAGGUUCUUUUGGUGGUAGUGAUGGUGGUAUGUACUCAUCAAGUUAUGGUGGCGAUUAUGUAUCCCGUGGAAGUGAUGUUGGUGGCCGUUCAUAUUCAUCUAUGUAUUCUGGUAGAGGGGUGGGUGAUAGCAGCAAUUAUAUGGGUGGUGGUGGAUCUGGGUCAUAUUAUUGAGGGAUGACUGGCUGAAGAUUGAUCCCCUGGUCACUAGUGAAUUUAUCUAUGAACAGAUCUAAAUACAAUAAAGAGGCUGCUGUAGGAUGUGGAAUUUGAAGCUUAUGCUCAUUAUGAUGCCUACCAUGUGGAGCUGAACAUUGCUAAUUAAUUGCCUGGUUUGGGUAUUUAUCAAAGAUCAAGGGUUAUGCCAAUUCAAGUCUUCUAUCAGAUGGACGAAUUUUGAGUUCUUCAAUUUGUGCUGUAAGUACUGAAGCUGAUUAGAAAUGGAAAGAGAAGUGCUGAGCAUGUGAUGUAUAAAUAAACUUCGUAUUAUUAAGCUCCCUUGUGGGUGGGUAAUUUGAAAGAUCACUCCAUAUCCUGUUCAUUUGGAAAGAACCAAGGCCACAGAUUACUUUUUGAUUACGGAUUAUUGGAUUUUUUUCUCCUGUCAUAAAGUUGGUUUUUUUCCUAACAAAAGUAUAUUGUUACUCUUUGGAUUCAUUAUAUUUUUGCCGGUGCUAAGAUCACGAACAAGAGUACCCAGCACUUUGUGGAGCUACCAUUGGUAGUAGUAAUAUGAUCACUACUUCGGCAAUAAAUAAAGGAAAGAUUAUGAUAUAGUAACAUAUCCUAGAAAGCAUCAUGCACUGAUUAUGUGUUGCUGGAGUUUGUCUAACAUGGUAUUUUGUACUAAGGGGCAGUACAAGAUGCAUAUGGAGCAUUGCAUAUUUUUCCUUAAGAUUGUUUACUUGCCCCCCUUGGAAUUUUUCUUUGUGAUGCAAUUAUUUUUGCGCACUUCAUUACUAUGCAAUCCAAUUGUGUAUAUCGGAAGACAUUUGCACGAUGCUAUAUCAUUGGAAAACGCAACUUUACGAGAUUAUAAAGUAGCUGGAAUGGAUUCAAUAUCAUCUGUUACCUACAGAUUUAGAAUAUCGAGAAUAUAUGGGAAUUGGCACUUUAUGCACCAGGUUAUAUAUCCUGCUUGGUUUAGAAGAACUCAUGCCCCAAUGGCAAACAUGAACUAACCAAAAUAUCACUAGAAUGUCUAUGCAUUCAUGAACUAGGUCUUCUCAUUUUUUUAAUCCCCAGUUGGGUAGUUAGUUUCCAACUCACCAUUUUAUCAGCCUUAAGUUGCAAAUGCUUAUAAAGUAUUGAUGCUCGGAGUCUUCAAAAGUGCUGGAAGCUGAUGUUGGCAAAAUGAGAAUAUUAGAUAAUGACUAUUUAGGAUUUUUCUAACAUGUUAUCUGCUUUUCAAAAGUGGUUCUGAUCAGUACUAGAGGGUUGUUACUUUGAUAAUGUUGUGUUAUAGUUCAUGCAUAUCUGAAUUCUCUACAUGCUUUAUGUUCUUUUAAGAUCCUUGUGUAGCUUGUGAAUAAUUGGUGUCAAUCAGGGUUUGCAUUGUUCUUAGCUUUUGGUGAAAGGCUUUCAUUUUCUUACCCUUUCACUGUAUGAGGGAUCUUUACGGACUUGUUGAAGUUUAGUUUCCAGUGUGUUCCUUUUGUGCACUGGAGGGUGCUGCCCCUUAUCAUGUUUGGUUAAAUUGGUUUCUGCAUAGCUCUAAAUUUUUCUAGUGGCAUUGAAUUUGACAUCAUGAUUUAGUUUUACAAUUUUUGUAAAUUGUUCCAUUCAUGACAUUGUAGUUCUGGCAAAAGCACCAUAUGAUGCUAAGUUUCGAAUUUUGUAUU
Messenger RNA from Glycine soja, 4322 nucleotides. RefSeq names its product nucleolin-like. Gene Ontology annotation, molecular function: mRNA binding. The coding region runs from base 298 to 2655 and encodes 785 amino acids. The transcript has 12 exons. Lineage: Eukaryota; Viridiplantae; Streptophyta; Magnoliopsida; Fabales; Fabaceae. Gene Ontology annotation, cellular component: nucleus. The record is from RefSeq and is a predicted model, not a curated record.